This is a messenger RNA of Manihot esculenta (cassava), 3387 nucleotides long. Its product is annotated as pentatricopeptide repeat-containing protein At5g04810, chloroplastic. The transcript is spliced from 11 exons. NCBI's taxonomy places the organism in Eukaryota, Viridiplantae, Streptophyta, Magnoliopsida, Malpighiales, Euphorbiaceae. Gene Ontology annotation, molecular function: protein binding; RNA binding. The record is from RefSeq and is a predicted model, not a curated record. The coding region runs from base 321 to 3212 and encodes 963 amino acids.
GUCAACAAGCAGUCUGAUUGGGAGUUCCCCUUCAUUGAGAACAGUUCUAAAGGGCUUUCGCCUCAUUUCACUGUCACUUUUUGAGGCUCUUGAAGUGCGGGUGAGAGAUCGUGGCACCUUCUGAAGGCUCUCUCAUUUGCUUGUGAGUGUUGCUGAGAAGGAUGGCCAAGGAAGAGGGUAAAUAAGUUUUGAAUUAAUGUAGAGCUAAAUAAUAAUUUUAGCUUUUCACUCGAACGAGCGUGGGCGUGGCUUUGCGGAAGAACUAAAGUCGAUUAUGCCGCUUCUCUUCAGUUUCUCCUUUCAAUUCUCAACGGAUAAUAAUGGAUAGUUUCUCGCUCUCCACAACUCCACACAUCCUUACCUCCCCCGCUCUCUCCUCCACCACUAGAAAACGCCACUCCAUCGCUUCCACAUCCAUCUCUUUUUCUCUUAACCCCCCACCUCCACCACCAACGGAGCCCGAUAACUCUUCCUCUAUCCGCCGUCCCAAGUCUCUUAAUUCUACUACUACUCCUUCCACACCUACUCCUACGCCCACUCAUAAAUCACCCAACAAUCCGCUCAAAUCCUUUCUCAAUGCUUCUCAUGUCCCCUCCCCAUCUCCUCCUGGUACCAGCAGCAGCAGCGGUAGGAGCACCAACACCACCAAUCGUCACUCUCUCUCCACCAAACUCCGACUAUCUAGCAAGCUUUCCCCUCCUCCUCCUCCUCCUCCUCCUCCUCCAUCUGCUGUUGCUUCUAUUUCCCCUCCUCCUCCUUGCCCCCUACCAAAAACCAAAGGCCAAGAAAAUGAAUCCGGCAAAACUGAAUUUCGCCAAGAGGGAAAGAUUUUUGUUGGCAAUUUACCCAACUGGAUAAAGAAGCGUGAAAUAUCCGAGUUCUUUCGCCAGUUUGGUCCCAUAAAAAACGUAAUAUUGAUCAAAGGACACAAUGAAACCGAGAGGAAUGCUGGGUUUGGGUUUAUUAUCUAUGAUGGUCCAACAGCAGCAAAGUCUGCCAUGAAAGCUGUGGAGUUUGAUGGAAUAGAGUUCCAUGGAAGGACUCUUACAGUGAAAUUGGACGAUGGGAGAAGACUGAAAGCUAAAGCAGAGGAAAGAAGCCGGUGGGUGCAAGGGGAAGAUGGGGAUGAUUAUAAGUCCAAGUGGCAUGAGGAAAGGGAGGGAUCCAGAAAGGCAUUUCGGAGGGUUUUGGAGACAGAGCCGGAAAAUUGGCAGGCGGUUGUUAGUGCUUUCGAGAGAAUUAGAAAGCCUUCCAGAAGGGAGUAUGGAUUGAUGGUGAGCUAUUAUGCAAGGCGAGGGGAUAUGCAUCAUGCUCGUCAAACUUUUGAGAGCAUGAGAGCAAGGGGAAUAGAGCCAACAUCACAUGUUUACACAAGCCUUAUUCACGCUUAUGCAGUUGGUAGAGACAUGGAAGAAGCAUUGUCUUGUGUUAGGAAAAUGAAAGAAGAGGGAGUUGAACUGAGUUUGGUGACUUAUAGCAUAAUUGUGGGGGGAUUUGCCAAAAUCGGAAAUGCUCAAGCUGCAGAUCACUGGUUUAAGGAGGCCAAAGAGAGACAUUCAAAUAUGAAUGCAAUCAUUUAUGGAAACAUAAUUUAUUCUCAUUGUCAAACAUGUAAUAUGGAUAAAGCUGAAGCUUUGGUUAGGGAGAUGGAAGAAGAAGGUAUUGAUGCUCCAAUUGACAUAUAUCAUACUAUGAUGGAUGGCUACACCAUGAUUGGCAAUGAAGACAAAUGUCUUAUUGUAUUUCAAAGACUUAAGGAAUGUGGUUUUACACCCUCAAUUGUCAGCUAUGGAUGCUUGAUCAAUCUGCACACUAAGAUUGGCAAGGUCUCUAAAGCUCUGGAGGUUAGCAAAAUGAUGGAAUCAGCUGGUAUAAAACAUAACAUGAAGACUUACUCCAUGUUAAUCAAUGGAUUCUUGAAGCUAAAAGAUUGGGCCAAUGCAUUUGCGAUUUUUGAAGAUGUUGUCAAGGAUGGGUUGAAGCCGGAUGUGGUGCUCUACAAUAACAUUAUCAAAGCAUUCUGUGGAAUGGGGAACAUGGACCGUGCCAUCUCUAUGGUGAAGAAAAUGCAGAAGGAAAGGCAUAGGCCUACUUCACGGACUUUUAUGCCCAUUAUACAUGGAUUUGCAAAGGCCGGAGAAAUGAGAAGAGCACUAGAUAUUUUUGAUAUGAUGAGGUGGAGUGGAUGUAUUCCAACUGUGCACACAUUUAAUGCUUUGAUUCUUGGCCUAGUUGAGAAGCGUCAGAUGGAGAAGGCUGUUGAAAUAUUGGAUGAAAUGGCAUUGGCAGGUGUUAGUCCGGAUGAGCAUACAUUCACAACUAUCAUGCAUGGCUAUGCAGCCCUAGGUGAUACUGGAAAAGCUUUUGAGUACUUUACCAAACUGAGAAAUGAAGGAUUAGAGCUUGAUGUAUAUGCUUAUGAGGCAUUGUUGAAGGCAUGCUGCAAGUCGGGCAGGAUGCAGAGUGCUUUAGCAGUAACAAAAGAAAUGAGCGCACAAAAGAUUCGGAGGAACACUUUUGUUUAUAACAUACUGAUAGAUGGAUGGGCUCGAAGAGGUGAUGUUUGGGAGGCUGCUGAUCUUAUGCAACAAAUGAAGCGAGAAGGAGUUCAACCCGAUAUUCAUACUUACACAUCUUUUAUAAAUGCUUGUUGCAAGGGUGGGGACAUGCUGAGAGCAACAAGAACUAUGGAAGAAAUGGAAACUACCGGAGUAAAGCCAAAUGUUAAAACCUAUACUACAUUGAUACAUGGGUGGGCACGCGCAUCGCUUCCAGAAAAGGCUUUGAAAUGCUUUGAAGAGAUGAAGAUGGCAGGAUUACAGCCUGAUAAAGCUGUAUAUCAUUGUCUGAUUACAUCAUUGCUAUCGAGGGCCGCUGUUGCUGAAGAAUGUGUGUACUCCAGCAUUCUUUCCAUUUGUAGAGAGAUGGUAGAAUCUGAGUUGAUUGUGGAUAUGGGGACAGCAGUUCACUGGUCCAAGAGUUUACGCAAGAUUGAGAGAACGGGUGGUGAACUUACCGAAGCUUUACAGAAAACCUUUCCGCCUGAUUGGAAUGCACGCCAUUUGGUUGAUGCCGGUCCUGAGUCAUAUAGCGAUGAUGAGCUCAAUAGCAUUGAUGAGAAUAAUUUGUAUUUUGAGGAAACUGAUGGUGGUGUUGAUGAUGGAGAUGGCAGUGAUGAAGAUGAUUACUUUAAGCAGCCACUGUUGGUUUAAAGUAGGCUUAGAUUCAUGGACUGCGAUUUAUAUUAUUUUCUGCUGCUUGGCUUUGCAGCUGUUAUAUAUAUUGUGUUUAACCCAGCUUCUGAUUUUCCCAAUGAUACUUACCAUUUAUGGGAAGAAAAUUAGCAGUUGUAUUUUGUAAUAUUCAAUGUGAAAUUUUGUUGCAGAA